Messenger RNA from Saccostrea cuccullata (small rock oyster), 1773 nucleotides. RefSeq names its product dynein regulatory complex subunit 2-like. Lineage: Eukaryota; Metazoa; Mollusca; Bivalvia; Ostreida; Ostreidae. The transcript is spliced from 10 exons. Gene Ontology annotation, biological process: cilium-dependent cell motility; regulation of cilium movement; axonemal dynein complex assembly. Gene Ontology annotation, cellular component: axonemal dynein complex; axoneme. Bases 63 to 1592 code for a protein of 509 amino acids. The record is from RefSeq and is a predicted model, not a curated record.
UAGAUUUGUUGUAACCAAGUGUAACAAACGCAUUCGCUGAUACUGAUAUAUUAUUUGCAGUCAUGCCGAAGGGAGGCAAAAAAAGUGGAAAGAAGAAGGGGGGAAAGAAGAAGUCGAGCAAGCUAGCAAAUAUGACUGAAGAGGAGAGGAUUGCAUAUGAAGAACAGAAAGCUCUGGCUGAGGAAGAACUUAGGAAAAAGAAGGAAAACAUGUUGACCCAAUUUCUGAAAGAUAAACUAACAAAGGAGGAAAGAUCCACAAAGUUCAAUAUCAAUAAGCUGAACCAUCAAUGGAGGAACAUCAUGAGAGAAAACAAGUCCAAAGAACUGAAAAAAGACCUGGAGAUUCUCAGUCAGACAUUUGAGAGAAUCGUAGACAGGAAGGAUGCCACCAUUAAAGCUUUGGCUAAAGAUUUACAGGAGGCUGAUGAGCAGUAUUCAAUGUCACUGAGGGCCCAUCUACAGAGUACAGAUAACCUUAUUGAUCAACACAGAAGCCGUAUAGAAUUCCUGAGGACGCAGUACGAGGAUGAGCUGGGUGUGAUUACUGAGGAAUUCGACACGGAGCGAGCCAUCAUGUUGGAUCAACACAGUAGAGAGAUGAAUGAGAUUUCAGACAUUCUGUUUGCAAUGGACCAGAAUUUCCAGGAGAGAGAGAGGGACGCCAAGUCGGAUUAUCAGAGUCUGGUGGAUGAAAUCCGCAAUAAAGAUAUGGAAGAAAUGCAUGGCUUGCGACAUCAGCUGACUGAAAAAUUCAACUUUUACUGGAAUGCAUUUGAACAAGCUCGUAAAAACUACCAGGAAAAUAAUGCAGAAAGAAAAGCAGCAUUUGAAGAACUGAAGGCAAAGGAUGAUGUGUCCGCUCAGGAAAUCGACUUCCAGAUGAGGAAACUUCAACGCAUUUCUGAAAAUAUUGCUCAACUGAAAGCCAAGAUGGCAGCCAACGCAAAAGAAAACGAGCAAAGAAACCGAUCAAUUAAAGAGGAAAGAGAGAGAAUGCUGGCUCACCUCCAAGACCUGAAGGCUGAAAUGAACAAACUGAGGGAGGGAGAACGAGCUAAACUGACCAAAAUGACAAUCGAGAGCAACGGAGCCAUUAAAACCAUCAAGUCUAAAACAGAAAAGGUUAAGAACGUGAUCACCAUGACGGAGAUGUGUAGACGGUUAGAGACCGAGGAGGAGAAAGUCCUGCCAUUUUACGCUUCGUCGCUCACUCAGGAAGAGAAGGAGGAUGUAGAGGCGGCCAUACAGGAGCCUCCCUAUGAAAAACUGGCACUGAUAAUGCAUGACUUUACGUCUCUGGAGAACUUUUGGAAGCGUUACAAUAAGGUGGCCCUGGAUAAGCUAGCCCUAGACAAGGAGAAACAGACACUUGUACAGGAGAACACACAGCUGAGGAGCUUACUGAAACAGUAUCUGGACGGAAUCUCUGUCAACGAGGAAAUACUGAGUCAAGUCAACCCACUCCUGGUGGUCAACAACAGAACCAACGUAAAUUUGAAUGUUCCUGUUGGUGAUCCCCGGGUCCGUCGACCGGUACCCCAGACUGUCGUGGAGGCAGCACACCACUCACAUCAUCUCAAACUCUCAUGAAGUCAUCAGUUAUUGUGUACAGACUAAUUGACUGGGCUUCACUCAUUAUAAAAAUACAAAAAUGAUAGUGCAAAAGAGAGGAGGCUGACGAAAUUUGUACUGCUUGCAGGACUUUUUGUAAUACAUGUUAUCACUGAAAUAUUUUCUAUAAUUACAGAUUAUUAAAAUCUCUUGUUUUAUC